AUGGGUUCCUUGAUCCACAAGAAGCCGUCUUAUCCAUGGAGCUCUUUGAGAGAGUAUCGAUAUGGGCAUGGUGGGUGGUCUAGACAUGUCAUGAUGAAUACACAGCCUUCUGUUGAUAGGCUAAGGGCAGUGAGUGUGAAGGCUUUUAGUGGUGCACCGUUGGGAAUUUUUUGUUCUCCUCCUUCUUCAAGGUUUGAGGACAAUGGCUUAUUUCGCUCUUGUGCUGCUCCUUCAUCAAAUAAUAUUGCGAUCAAUAUGCCACCCAGAAGUGAUCAUCUCCAGCGAGCCAGCUGGCCUCCAAAAAGUGAUCAAGCAGAUGAAGCGGGACUUGAUUUAUCUCUUAAGCUCUAG
Molecule: messenger RNA, 351 nt
Organism: Dovyalis caffra
Lineage: Eukaryota; Viridiplantae; Streptophyta; Magnoliopsida; Malpighiales; Salicaceae
Source: the annotation of a GenBank genome assembly